AAUUUUUAUCGCCCGAAACAAUACUAUUUAAUUUUCCCAAUUUGGUGCUUCGUGUUCCGGUGUUUAAUAGAAAUUCCAAACGUGUACAGAUAAAUUUCCAAAGUUAUAUUUUUGAAUUCGGAUAUAUUUAUACAGAAUUGUAAAUAAGGCUAUUUUAAAUUAUGGAAGUAUCGGAAAAUAUCGUUGUAAAUAAUUCUGUUGGUGAUACAUCAUCGAAAAAACUGAGUCCAUGGGGAAAAAGUCCUCCUGUGGCACCGUGUUCCUUGGCUUCGGUUAUGGAUGAAGAAAUCGCUAAGGAACUUCAAGCUAAAGAGGAUUACUUGGCUGGAUAUCAUCUUCAAGUAGACAAAGCUUCAUCUGCUAACACGUUUGAAGGAGGAACAAGUCCAGACACUGAAAAUGAUUUUCUCUUGGCCCAAAUGAUGCAACUUGAGUAUGAUAAAGAGUAUGAUCGCACAAUUGAUUCAAUGGAAAAGAGAUACAAUGGGGAAAGUAAAGUGUCUGUAUCCUUUGACAAUUUCCGCAAUGUUCAUCCAAUCUUGAAGGAAGAUUCUAGCUCUUCAGAUUCAGAUGAGUGGAAUGAAGAGGAAUUAGAUCCUCCUCAUAGGCAUCCAAAGCCUCAGACCAAACAAUCUUCUGGCAAUAAUAAAAAGGAAAUAAUCACCAAACAUGAUUCAACAGUGUGUGGUCGUCGUAAUGUAAAGAUCAUGGAAAAGUUUCCACCAAGUUUUGCUGCUGGUGAUAUUGGCAGUGCAGGACUGGAUCUCAAGCUGUCUAAUGGAGUGUUCAACACUUUGAAACAACAUUCUUACCGUGAAGAGCGUCAGAGUGCACGUCUCCACGAGAAGAAGGAACAUUCAACACAUGAGCAAGUUUUAGACCCCAAAACAAGGCUGAUGUUGUACAAACUGGUGAAUGGAGAAGUUCUGGAGGCUGUAAAUGGUUGUGUCAGUACAGGAAAAGAGGCUUGUGUGUUUCAUGCUAAUGGUGGAAGGAGAGAGGAGGAACCAAUGCCAGAAGAAUGUGCUGUCAAAGUGUUCAAAACAACUUUGAAUGAAUUCAAGACCAGAGAUCGGUACAUCAAAGACGAUCAUCGUUUUAAAGAUCGCUUCAGUAAGCAGAAUCCCAGAAAAAUCAUCAAGCUGUGGGCAGAGAAGGAAAUGUGCAAUUUGAGCAGAAUGAAGAAAGCUGGUAUUCCAUGUCCAUCAGUGGCACUCCUGAAGAAACAUAUACUAAUCAUGAGUUUUAUUGGCAAGAAUCAACAACCUGCACCUAAACUGAAAGAUGCUGUUCUGUCUGCACGCCAAUUACAACAGGCGUACCAACAGUGUGUUCAGAUGAUGUGUACAAUGUACCAGAAAUGCAAGCUGAUUCAUGCUGAUUUGAGUGAAUAUAACAUGUUGUGGCAUGAAGACAAAGUCUGGUUUAUUGAUGUCAGUCAGUCGGUGGAACCAAUGCAUCCCCAUGCCUUGGAGUUUCUCUAUAGAGACUGCACAAAUGUUGUUGAGUUCUUCACCAAGUGCCAAGUUCCAGAUGUUCUACCAGCUCACGACUUGUUUAAUAAGGUCUCACAAUUGGACAUCACACCCAGCACAGAACAAGGUUUUCUUUCCCAGGUUCAAGCUUAUGAGAAACAUGAACUUUCCAUUGGAGGGAGAAAGAAUGAAGAGCCAUACGACUUUGAUUACUUUUUUAACAAGACAAGCACUUAGUUGGAAUGAUUGGUUUUAGAAAUUACUCACAGGGCAGAUGUAUGCCUCGACUCUUCCAUUACAAUUGAUGAAAAUUGCUUCUCAAACAUCUCCACUUUGUGGUAGAUUAAUACACUGUUGUGUAGAGGUGUCUCACCAAAAAAAAAAGAUGUACAUCUGUACCUGGUAGAACAUUAGGCAUGCCCAUCUCUAUCUGGGCAAGUAUACUGGACAUGAAGAACUGUAUGUCCUAACGAUAUUCUUGAAAUAAAAUUGUGCUGGGAAUUAGUGCUGAUAAUUUAAAAAAUUAGCCUUUUCCUCAAGUUGUGGAAUGACAUUUUAACAAUAUUCAGAUUCUAACACUCUGCAGACUUUCCAUUGCAAAACUUUGACUGCAAGAAUUAAAGAAUGAGAACUUAACAAAGGAGUUACACUCUUAUUUAAUCCAUAAAUACACGUACAGUAGACUGAAAAUGAAAACUUUAAAAAGAAUAUUUUAAAAAUUGAAGUAUAGUUUUACUUUCUUACUUGUAACUGUGGCACUAUGUAAAUUGUUUUGCUCCAUUUUACGACUGUCAGUACUGUUGUGAAUGAAUUUUGAUUGUGUGUACUACUAAAUGUUUGUAUUAUUUGUUACUAGACAUUUAAAAACUGACAGUAAAAAAAUGUAUACUCUGAACUUGAGCCAAGGGGCCCAUCCAGCUGGAGCUUAUCCUGGUUUCCAUAGCAUGAAGG
This is a messenger RNA of Pocillopora verrucosa, 2426 nucleotides long. Its product is annotated as serine/threonine-protein kinase RIO3-like. Lineage: Eukaryota; Metazoa; Cnidaria; Anthozoa; Scleractinia; Pocilloporidae. Gene Ontology annotation, molecular function: ATP binding; protein serine/threonine kinase activity. The record is from RefSeq and is a predicted model, not a curated record. Gene Ontology annotation, biological process: protein phosphorylation.